CUCCCGUACAGCCGCCAUGUUUGACCUGGAGAGGGGCUGGAACUUGUCGUUCGCCGGCUGCGGGUUCCUGGGGGUUUAUCAUGUGGGGGUGUCCAGUUGUCUCCAGGAACGCGCCCCCCAAAUCCUCACUCGGGCCAAUAAAAUCUACGGGGCCUCGGCUGGAGCUCUCAAUGCUGCGGCUCUGGUGUGUGGCUGUAGCCUGGCCCAGUGCUGCUCGGAUGUAUUGGGGGUAGCCAAGGAAGCCAGGAAGAGAAAUCUGGGGCCCCUACACCCUUCCUUCAACCUGGUGAAGAUCUUGAAGAAGGGACUGUACCGAAAUCUCCCCGAAAAUGCCCAUGAGCUGGCGACUGGGAAGCUCUGCAUAUCCCUCACCCGAGUGUCCGACGGAGAGAACGUUCUGGUGUCGGAAUUUAACUCCAAAGAAGAACUGAUCCAGGCUUUAAUAUGCAGCGCCUUUGUGCCCAUUUACUGUGGCAUUAUCCCACCGUCUUUCCGAGGGGUGCGGUAUGUUGAUGGCGGAAUCAGCAAUAAUCUACCUGAAUACGACUUGAAAAACACAAUCACAGUCUCUCCGUUUUCGGGGGAAUCUGACAUCUGCCCGAGGGACACGAACUCCACAAACUUCCAUGAGGUGCGACUGACUAACACCAGUAUCCAGUUCAGCCUGGGGAACCUGUAUCGACUGACACGUGCGCUGUUCCCACCCGAUCCCACGGUUCUUGGAGAGAUGUGUCAGCAGGGAUACAAUGAUGCACUUAGAUUCCUUAAAGACAACAACCUGUUAAACUUGCCAUCACCUGCCACUGACCUGCGCCUGGCUUUUCCCAAAACUGAACCUCUUUCCCACCACCUGACCUGCGACUGCUCAGUGAAGAGUAAACGGGAAGAAGAGGAGGAUCUGAAGCGGAAGGUGUUGGAGGGACAGACCCCGUGGUCUCUGGAUAAGAGAAUCAUGGAGAGGCUGCCGCCCAGCUUGUGUUAUGUCCUGCAGGAGGCAUGCAGAGAGAAGAACGGACUAUACCAUCAGAUCUCCAGCCUUUUGCCCAUGCGGGUGGCUUCCUACAUGGUGAUGCCCUAUACCCUACCGGUGGAGUCUGUAUUUUCUGUUGCUUUAAGGUUUGUGGAUUGGGUUCCAGAUAUGCCGGAAGAUAUGCGCUGGAUGCAGGAACAAGUGUGCUCCGUCGCUGGGGCUGUGUAUUCCCAGGCGAAGAAGAGACUCUUCCCAUCAGUCAGGUCACCGGGCCAUGGUACCCUACGGAAAUGCCUGAGCCUCCCACCUCCGCUCCAUCACGCCACUUCCUACCUCUCCACCAGCAACAACUUCUCCUGCAUGGACCUCGAGAGUUGGGUCUUUGACUUCUCCUGUCCCUCACACCUCGGGGACCACCAGGAUCCCAGCAGUCCCCCAACAGAACUGGAUUCUGUGGAUCAGUCCAAGUGCACUUUCAGCUUAGAAGACUCAGGGGUAGAUGUGAACUUCUCGACCGAUCCGGAAGAUUCAGCUUCAGAACUUGAAUUGUCAGGAAAUUCCUUCUGAAUCUGGAUUCUCGGGUAAUAAAAGGAGAUCCCUAACGAUCUUGGGAACCCCGAUUGUCAAUUGCAAAUAAGUUGGGGGGGGGGUUUCAAUGAUAAGGAAAUCAGACCUCAGUAUUCAUGUAGUUGUGGAACUGGAACAUUAAUAGGACCACUGUCGGACUGGGUUAUUGGGUGCCCAUCAGAAAAUGUGACCCAACAUCGUGUCCGGUACCACCAACCAGCUGCAAUGAUGCGGACCCCAAUGGGAUUUCUCUGGUGGGCCAGUCUGACCCUGGAUAAGACCACUCCAAGUUCUGGAGGAAAUAAUGAUAAAUUGGACAAAUCCAAGACAUUACCGUAUUUAAUCUAAAAGGUGCUCUGAAAGUCCAUCCGAUACCCCCAGAUACUAUGCCUUUUUUUUGGGGGACCCUUAACCAGCAUUUAAUUAUUAUGUUUCCGUUCUUGAGUGUGGCUUCCAAACUACAAUGCUCUUAGUCCUCUGGCACUUGAAAGGUUAAACACGACGGGUUCUUAUUUGCCCCCUUUUUUUUCACCUCGAAGGUUUAACCCCCUUCUCCUAUAAUGCACGUUCUGUUUUAUGGUGCU
Molecule: messenger RNA, 2121 nt
Organism: Xenopus laevis (African clawed frog)
Lineage: Eukaryota; Metazoa; Chordata; Amphibia; Anura; Pipidae
Gene: pnpla3.L
Product: patatin like phospholipase domain containing 3 L homeolog
Biological process (GO): triglyceride catabolic process; lipid homeostasis; lipid catabolic process
Cellular component (GO): lipid droplet; cytoplasm; membrane
Molecular function (GO): triacylglycerol lipase activity; hydrolase activity
Source: RefSeq, marked provisional